Sporisorium graminicola is the source of this 798-nucleotide messenger RNA. RefSeq lists its product as uncharacterized. Bases 1 to 798 code for a protein of 265 amino acids. The record is from RefSeq and is a predicted model, not a curated record. NCBI's taxonomy places the organism in Eukaryota, Fungi, Basidiomycota, Ustilaginomycetes, Ustilaginales, Ustilaginaceae. The transcript has 2 exons.
AUGACACUGCCCAACUCGGUCCUUGUUGACGAGAUUUUUAUCGGAGUCUAUGUGUUCACCUUCAUCCUCACGCUCAUCUGCGGUCUUCGGAACGGUUUCUCCAAGGCCGCCGGCUUCUUCUCUCUCGUCCUCUUCUCCGCUUGCCGUCUGGCAUCCAACAUCAUGUUGACCGACCAAUACUACAAGCAUUACUCGAGUGUCAAUAUGGUCGAGUGGGGCUACAUUCUUCACGGGAUCGGAUACUCUUUCUUGGUCACCAGCGCUCUCUCUUUCCUUGCAAUCACUCACGCACGCGCACAUGGCCUCGGCGAUGCCACCGCCAAGGGUUACAAAAGGCCGUGGGCCCUUCGCAUCCUCCACCUUGUGAACAUCGGUGCCCUCGUCUUGUUGAUCACCGGCUACUCGAAAAGCAGCGACGUUUUUGAUGGCCAGCACAACACCGCCAAGCUCAACAGCAAGGCACACAUUGGCGAUAUCAUCUACUGCGCCAUCACACUCGUCCUCUUCGCUUACACCGCGACGCUUUUCCCUAAAACCAUCGGUAGCGACAGGCAGAUCCUCGUUCGUGUCUUCUUGGCGCUCGUUUUCAUGGCUGUUCGUGUCGCGUACACUACUUGGCACACGUAUCAGGUACCUUUCAUCGGUGUCAGUCUAUGGCCAAAAGUUGGACUCGAUUACAUCCCCGAAGUUCUCGCCAUCCUCUCCUUUGUCCUCAUCACUUUUGUCAAGCGCGAGGCAGACCACUACACGUCACAGAAGCAGUUCGAGUUUGGCGAGCAGGGUGCCAAUUUCGCAUGA